Molecule: messenger RNA, 712 nt
Organism: Trifolium pratense (red clover)
Lineage: Eukaryota; Viridiplantae; Streptophyta; Magnoliopsida; Fabales; Fabaceae
Product: 17.1 kDa class II heat shock protein
Exons: 1
Coding region: 77-550 (157 amino acids)
Biological process (GO): response to salt stress; protein complex oligomerization; response to heat
Source: RefSeq, a predicted model, not a curated record
ACAUUCUUCACUCUCAAAACACAACAAAAACAAUCAAAAAACAAAACGUGCAAUAAACAAACAUCACAAAACAAGAAUGGAUUUCAGGCUAAUGGGUUUGGAUUCACCACUCUUCAACACACUUCACCACAUAAUGGACCUCACAGAAGACACAACAGAGAAGAAUCUAAACGCGCCAACACGAACCUAUGUUCGCGACGCAAAAGCAAUGGCAGCAACACCAGCAGAUGUGAAGGAAUAUCCAAAUUCAUACGUGUUUGUUGUCGACAUGCCAGGGCUGAAAUCUGGUGACAUUAAGGUUCAGGUUGAAGAUGACAAUGUGCUUCUGAUAAGUGGUGAGAGGAAAAGAGAAGAAGAGAAAGAAGGUGCUAAGUAUUUGAAAAUGGAGAGAAGAGUUGGUAAGUUUAUGAGGAAAUUUGUUUUACCUGAGAAUGCUAAUGUUGAAGGUGUUUCUGCUGUUUGUCAAGAUGGUGUUUUAACUGUUACUGUUAACAAAUUACCUCCUCCUGAACCUAAGAAGCCUAAGACUAUUGAGGUUAAGAUUGCUUGAGCUGUGUUGGAUUCAAUGUGUUUGCAAAUUAAGAACUAUGUCUGUUCUUUUUUUGUAGUUUUUGUUUGUGUGGCAAUGGUUUGUGUCUUUUUGUAGUUGCCUCAUGUGAUGAUCCCGUCAUGUAAUAAUAUGAAUAUGAAUGGAUUUUAAUUACCUUUGUUA